Messenger RNA from Aureobasidium pullulans EXF-150, 1070 nucleotides. RefSeq lists its product as uncharacterized. Bases 39 to 902 code for a protein of 287 amino acids. The record is from RefSeq and is a predicted model, not a curated record. The transcript has a single exon. NCBI's taxonomy places the organism in Eukaryota, Fungi, Ascomycota, Dothideomycetes, Dothideales, Saccotheciaceae.
CCAAUCCAACCUUACUCAUACCAAUAGUCCAAGCAAACAUGCCACCCAAAAGAGCAGCCACGAAACGUCAAUACUCGGCCAUAGACAUCGACUCAGACGCCGACUCCUCAGCCUCCGAAUCCACAUCCCGCGCCGCACCCAAAAGAAAAGCUCCCGUCAAGAAGACCACCACAUCCACCACAAAACCCACCCCAGCGAAAAAGGCAACCGCGACAAAAGGCCCCACAGUAGCCAAAACAUACAAAGAUGCCAUCAAAGCACUAGAAACCGCUCUCAAAUCCCUCGACGCCAAAGUCCGAAAAAUGUCCCCGAACAGCCGAGCCAUCACUACAGAUACAUAUGCAGAUAUGGCUUCCAAACACUUGAAAGCUGUAAAUGCAUUGGAGAAGAUGGAGGGAGGGUUGGUGUAUGCGUUUAAUAUGGCAAUGGCGGUGGCGGAUGCGUCGCAUACGGAUUGCGAUACUACGCCUAAGAUGGGCGGGUUUGGGGAUAGUGAAGGGCCUUUUAAGGAAAUGGAUGGGAUCUUGGUCAGGUUGAUUGAAGGGAGGAAUGAAGAGGCGCCGGCGAAGAGACAGGAGGGGUUGCCUACGGUGCGGAAGAGAUGGACGAGAGCGGAUGGCGAUGUGGGUGAAUUCAAGACGGGAAGGCCUAACAAACAACAGUAUGGACAGCUGCAAAGACAGAAGCUGGCUUGGGAAAACGAGAGACGGGAAGAGAGAAGGGAAAGAAGAGAAAGCGUUAACGACUGGGUUACAGUGGCGCUACAAGAUUUGAAAGAGGAGAGGGAUUACCUUGCGGAGUAUGGUGUGGAGAAGUACUUCCCGAAAAGUAUUGCGAGAUUGGAGGAGCUGCUAGGCUCCGAGACUGAUGCUGCUGCUGCUGGUGCUGGAGAUGCUGCCUGAAUCACGAGCGGUACAAAGUCCAUUCUCCUUCCUUGAUAUCUCCCUCCUGUGCCGAUCUGAACAGUCCUUCUCUUUCGACUUCCACCCUCAAAUGAACGCCGUUAGUAUCUGUAACAUCUUCUCCGGAGAUCAGACAUCCCGAACAUCGAUCCAAACACCCUCCUGGUU